UCACCUUGCAGGAACAUGGCUGCUCGUAGGAUCUCGAAGUCCGCUGUUGACUGGGCCGCCUUCGCCGAACGCGUGCCUCCGAAUCAGAAGCACUGUUUCCAGGCCCUCAAGGCGAAGUCUGAUGGCUACCUUCGCAGGGUGCUGAGCAUGCCGGAGAACCCGCCUCCGAUCGACUUCGCCAUGUACCGGGCCAAGUUGGGGAACCCUGCCCUUGUUGAACAGUUCGAAAAGUCGUACAAGGCCCUCACCGUGCCUUACCCUAAGGAGCAUCUGACACCCAAGAUUGAGGCUGAGGAACAGAAUGCGAAACAAGAGCUGGCGAAUUUCAUCUCCGAGUCGAAUGACCGCAUUGCCGAGUACAAGAAAGAGUUGGCAAGGUACGAGGCCAUGAUUCCAGCGAUGCACAUGACCAUGGAGGACUUUGUGGAUUACUUCCCCGAGCUGAAGAUCGACGUCGACAACCCGACGUACUGGCCCCACGACGGCAGCACCGACUUUGACGACAGCUUGGACUACGCAGACCGCGGCGAAGACCACUAGGCAGUCCACUGUGCAUCUGGCAGUACGACAGAUGUGCGCAUCAUUUAGUGUGGUCUCGUCAGCUUGGCAACUAUAAGCCGAGCAUGUCGAAAAGAUCGAAGUAAAGAAGGUUUAUGUUAGCAG
This is a messenger RNA of Dermacentor silvarum, 663 nucleotides long. It is a transcript of the gene ATPsynD, whose product is annotated as ATP synthase subunit d, mitochondrial-like. Gene Ontology annotation, molecular function: proton transmembrane transporter activity. NCBI's taxonomy places the organism in Eukaryota, Metazoa, Arthropoda, Arachnida, Ixodida, Ixodidae. The record is from RefSeq and is a predicted model, not a curated record. Gene Ontology annotation, biological process: proton motive force-driven ATP synthesis.